AUGUCCUCUAGCGAAAGUGAAUUGUCUUCAAGCUUAUCUUCCGACUCGUCGUACCUAUCGACAUGCGAACUGCCUCAAGAAAAUGGAGAUCAACAAGUAGCAAACGUGUACGACGAUAGUUUGGAGCCCCUUGCCAACGAAGAAGAAGUAUCGGAGUACCUCGAAUAAGUAGCCUUAGAGGAGGACGAAGAAGAAGAAUUCCGGAAGAGAUUCUCAAAUGAAGUUAAUGUUCAAAGCUGGUGUUCUUGCUCAAAUUGCUCUCUCAGCCUGGUCUUUAAACCAGAGGAAUGCAUUUGUUGCCACGAGAUGCUGAGUGUAAUGUACGGAGAUAGACCGAAGCAAAUGCAAUACAUCACACUGAGAUGCAUCGAUAAAAUUGAAGAAGCUGAGCUUGACGAUCAAGCAUGCAUUAGGGACCAUCCAGGAUUUMGAAAUGUCUGUCUGGACAAAUAUGUGUUGGAAGUUGCUGCUAUCGGCCUCAAGACAAAAAACAAAAAGAGUUAUGUUACACUGUAUAAAAAUGRGAACAAGUCUGAGUCACAGUUUCUUCGAUCUGUUGCAUACCGUCAAGUCUUUCGGUUUAUAUGGGGAUAUAUGGGAAAUGAUGUGAGGAAACCGCUGCCAUCUUGCAUCUAUAGUGCAAUCAGGUCAGAAUUUCCAAGCCAGGAUGGAAAUUAUAAAGGAUUUCAAGAAGAGGAAGAUGCUAUAGAAGAAACUGAAGACUGAGAUGAACAUGUGUUGUAAAUAUAAUAAUAUAAUAAUAGAAGUUUAUUUUCUUGAUGUAUUCAAUAUUGUAAUAACUAAUUGUACUAGGGUCAAAUACUAGUAUACCAAACAUUGUAAA
Messenger RNA from Exaiptasia diaphana, 844 nucleotides. RefSeq lists its product as uncharacterized. The record is from RefSeq and is a predicted model, not a curated record. Lineage: Eukaryota; Metazoa; Cnidaria; Anthozoa; Actiniaria; Aiptasiidae. The transcript is spliced from 4 exons.